AUCAAAAUGCAGACUGCCUGUUAUGGGUUUUAUUUGCCUAGCAACACUCACUCAUUAGCUAUAAAUGACUUGUGAAACGAAACUUAAACCCGGAUGUACGGAGCAGCACGAUACUACUUGCGGAUUUGUUCAACUACAGUCACAGAAGGCGAGAGGGAGCGUGAGAAAAAAAAAGCAGUUAUGGCACGAGGAAGAGGAGGGGCUAAUUGGAUCCUGUUCCUGUUGACACUCUGUCUGCAAGACCUAACUGGUCAAAGUCAAGAUACAGAGAUUCCGGCUGAUCUGAGGAUUGUUCUGCUGGGGAAGACUGGAUCAGGGAAGAGUGCAGCAGGAAACACCAUCCUGGGUAGGGAGGCGUUUAAAUCAGAGUCUUCUCCGGUGUCUGUGACAUCACAGAGUGAGAAACAGAGUGGAGAUGUGAAUGGAAGGAUGAUUGAUGUCAUCGACACUCCAGGACUCUUUGACACCACAAUGUCUCAGGAACAGAUGAAAGGGGAGAUAGUCAGGUGUAUAGAAGAGUCUGUCCCAGGACCCCACGUGUUCCUGCUGGUUAUCAAGCUUACAAGGUUCACAGAGGAGGAGAGGAACACUGUGAAGUGGAUCCAGGACAACUUUGGAGAAGAAGCCUCCAUGUACACCAUCUUACUGUUCACACAUGGAGAUCAACUGGAGGGCAAAUCAGUGGACGAGUUCCUGUCUGAGAGCAAAGAGCUCCGGAAACUCAUCAACAUCUGCGGGGGCAGAUAUUACUCACUAAACAAGACCAGGAACCACACCCAGGUCACAGAGCUGCUGGAGAUGACCGAGAAGAUGGUGAUGAUUAACGGAGGAAAAUACUACACCAACGAGAUGUACCAGGAGGUCCAGAGGAAGAUCAACGAGGAGAAGGAGAGGAGGAGACAGGAAGAAGAGGAAAGAGACAGAGAGAGGAGACAGAAGGAGCGAGAGAGGAUCAUUAGAGAAGAGGAAGAGAGGUUCCGGAGGGAGGAAAUGUUGAAGCGGUGUAAGUGGUCAGGGUUGGUCAGUACAGCUGCCUUGGGCUGGGGGGCUGUCUACGGAUCUCCAUUAUGGUUAACAGCAGGGUCUUUAGUUGGGGCGGUGGAAGGUUACGACUGCAUGAAAACCUAUUUCAACUGGUAAAACACCAAGCACUAUUUGAUGGUCACAUGUAUAAUAAAACAAAUGGAUAUUAUUUCCAAAUUGCUACUGUAACGUGAGCUCGCUUUUACCAAUGACCCAAGUUGUUAUUAACAAUUGUGUAGUUAUAUUGUUAUUACUAAUAGUGAUUUAGCUUUACUGUUAUCAUUAACAAUAUCAUUAUUGGUUCUGUUGUAAUAUUGUUCUUAUCCAAUCUACUGUAAAUCUAUGGUUUCAUGAAUAUUGGAGGUGCUACUUUUGUGAGCACCAACAUUGUCACUUUUAAAUUAUGAUGUAAGUCUUGGGCACAUUAUUAUAUCAAUGUUAGAAAACGUGUAAUAAUGUGAUGGUAUUGUAAUAUAAUGUAGGGGAGAAUAUGCAAUGUGUUGAUGUCAAAUUAUUUUCUAAUCACAAUACUAGGGUAAUCUAGUGGUCUAGGCAUUUGCUGCUGCUGUUCUCUCAGCAUAAACUCUGUUCUAUUUCUUUCCACACGUUCCUGUCAAAUAAAGCCUGAAUUCCCCCAAAAAAGACAUAUCUCUGAAAAAGUGUAUAUUAUUAAAGGCUGUGUUUCGUGAACACACCCUCCCCUGGAUCAGGGUCGGGACAACGCCCCAGGGAGAACCACCAGGCCUGGAGCUGCGGAAAAGGCCCCUUGAACACAGCUCAGCUCCCACCCCCUGAUGAGGCACACCUUGGGAAGACAGAAUCAGGGAAGAAGGCAGCAGGAAACACCAUCCCGGGGAGGGAGGUGUUUAAAGGGGACACGUCUCCAGUCUCUGUGAGAAAAACAGAGUAGAGAGGAGAACGAAGGGAGAUUGAUGUCAUCAGCACUCCAGGACUCUUCAACACCACAAUAUCUCAGGACGAGAUGACGAGGGAGAUUGAGAAGGCCAUCUAUAUGUCAUUUCCAGCACCUCACCUUCCGUCUGAACCAACCAUCAUUUCUCAUUCUGGGGGUCAUUGUUUUUUA
Esox lucius (northern pike) is the source of this 2107-nucleotide messenger RNA. RefSeq names its product GTPase IMAP family member 9. The transcript is spliced from 4 exons. Bases 94 to 1140 code for a protein of 348 amino acids. The record is from RefSeq and is a predicted model, not a curated record. Lineage: Eukaryota; Metazoa; Chordata; Actinopteri; Esociformes; Esocidae. Gene Ontology annotation, molecular function: GTP binding.